Messenger RNA from Penicillium mononematosum, 543 nucleotides. RefSeq lists its product as uncharacterized. Lineage: Eukaryota; Fungi; Ascomycota; Eurotiomycetes; Eurotiales; Aspergillaceae. The transcript has 2 exons. Bases 1 to 543 code for a protein of 180 amino acids. The record is from RefSeq and is a predicted model, not a curated record.
AUGCCUCUAGAUGACCCGAAAGGAGUCUGUUGUUCUCUUACCUCAGGCCUUUCAAUUUCUGAGCCUGAUGAUCCUCGCGUGGAGAAAUCCGAACGAAUUACCAUUUUUCUCGUGAUAACUUUCGACUACAACGACGCUGUCACGGUUAUGGAGGGUUCGGACGACGAUCAUCCGCAGUGGACGAGCUAUUUUGAUGAAGAGCGGAAUGAGUGCUGGAUGAUAGUAGAUGAACCCGACGUUGAGGUCAACGUAACGGAUUCUAUGUUUUUCCGCAGCCUUCAACCAGGGGAAAGUCUUAUUAGACGUGUUUUCCUUGGCUUUACCGAUUUACACACUGAUACAGUGGUCGGCGACACAUAUCGUUACCAGUACUGGGUUGGCUGCAUUGACUGGACUUGGGGCGAUGACGAAGAACAUGCGAAGACAGUAGUGAAAUUACCAUGUUGGCUGAAUGAUCAUGUCGUCGAGCCCGCUGAUAAUGAUGGAAGGCCGGUGAUAAUGGUUCCCUCAUCCAAUUUCGUCGAGUUCACUGUCGUUGAUUGA